Lycium ferocissimum is the source of this 1168-nucleotide messenger RNA. RefSeq names its product MOB kinase activator-like 1A. The transcript has 7 exons. Gene Ontology annotation, cellular component: cytoplasm; nucleus. NCBI's taxonomy places the organism in Eukaryota, Viridiplantae, Streptophyta, Magnoliopsida, Solanales, Solanaceae. Bases 259 to 906 code for a protein of 215 amino acids. The record is from RefSeq and is a predicted model, not a curated record. Gene Ontology annotation, molecular function: protein kinase activator activity. Gene Ontology annotation, biological process: signal transduction; positive regulation of protein phosphorylation.
GUGAAUGCAUUGAGAAGUGAGAUAAUGAGGCAGAGCCAGGUAAGCUUGUUACUGGCAAUGGCAAAGAAUCAAAUUUACAGAGUCAUAUACAGCCAGAAUACACAAUGAGAAACCACAGAAUUACAGAAACUGAGAGAGGGUGGGGUCCCACUUUGUCUAUGCCCAGUUUCCUCAUUCUCUUAUAUUAGGUGAACCCACAAACUUGUUACCUAUACAUAAUCAUCACAGCUUUAUUUCAAAUACUACGUAGUUGCAAUCAUGAGUCUGUUUGGCCUUGGAAGCAGGAACCAGAAAACCUUUCGUGCUAAAAAGAGUGCUCCAUCAGGAAGCAAGGGUGAGCAACUUAGAAAACACAUUGAUGCUACCUUAGGUAGUGGUAAUUUAAGGGAAGCAGUGCGGCUACCCCCUGGGGAAGAUCUUCAUGAGUGGCUGGCUAUAAAUACUGUUGAUUUUUUCAACCAAGUGAAUAUAUUGUAUGGCACCCUCACUGAGUUCUGCACUCCAUCAAGCUGUCCAACAAUGUCAGCAGGACCAAAGUAUGAAUAUCGAUGGGCUGAUGGGGUGAAUAUAAAGAAACCUAUAGAAGUUUCUGCUCCAAAGUACGUGGAAUAUUUAAUGGACUGGAUAGAGACUCAGCUAGAUGAUGAAUCAAUCUUUCCCCAAAAGUUGGGUGCGCCAUUUCCCUGUAACUUUCAGGAUGUUGUGAAGACAAUAUUUAAGCGAUUAUUUCGUGUAUAUGCCCAUAUCUACCAUUCACAUUUCCAAAAGAUUGUAAGUCUAAAGGAAGAAGCUCAUCUCAAUACCUGCUUUAAGCAUUUUGUUCUCUUCACAUGGGAGUUCCGCUUGAUAGACAAGGCAGAGCUUGCACCUCUCUAUGAGCUUGUUGAGUCUAUUCUGCAGUUCUAGUGCCAUGAUGUCCUUUAUUUUCUUUAUCCCUUCUUUGCUCUAUGAUUCUUUGAUUAGUUUGCGAACAGAACAUGUGUUUGAUGAUGGAUGCAGGACAGGGAAACCCAAAAUAGUGUUUAACCUGAUCCUGAAUUUUCCUUAUUUGUAGAAACUUUCAUGGAUUGAUUUUGAAUAGUUGCAUCUUAUGAAAAUUUUGCUCUCUCAUCGAGUAACCAUUUCUUGAGCCUGUUUUCUAUGGUUUACCUAUUACUAGUGAGUAUAA